CGUACACAGAAGAAAACGAAGGUAAUCUCUUUUGACCGUUGUUUAUGCAUUGAAAUUUCAAAGGUAUACCUGUCAAAGUGAAUGAAUUAUUUGUUGUUUGACUAUGUCAAAUUAUCCAUAUCCCUGUAGUAGUUGCAAACAGCAUGACUUUGAGUGUACUAUCUGCACAAAACUCGCAUCUCUGUAUCUAAUUAGAAACCACCAGAAUCUUUUAGUUUCAAUUAGCAUGGUGGAAGGAUAUCUUGUUCCAAAUAUGAUUAGCAAUUCCAAUUCAUUAAUGUUGAUGAUGGUAUUAAUACUGGUUGGCACGGUGCCGGGGAUAUGCCACGGUGAAGAUGGGUGUGGAGGACACAGGUGCGGAUGCCAUGGCCCUCCAAUUCGAUUCCCAUUCCGUCUUAAAGACAAGGAGCCCCCUCACUGUGGUUACCCUGCCUUUGAUCUCACUUGUUCUGAUUCUCAUGAUACCUUCAUUGAGUUCUCUGCUUCUCCUGUCCCACUUAAACUCCUUGUCACUGAUAUCCAAUAUGAAUAUAACUCUUUCCAAGUCUCUGACACGCAAAAUUGCCUUCCCGCCCACUUGCUCAAACUCAUAAAAAAUUCUUCCUCAAUUUCUCCUUUCCAGUUCAGUCGGGAUCAAACUCUGAACGAUAUAUCUUUCUUCAAUUGUUCACCUGAUCCGCAAUAUCAACUCUCCUGCCCCAUUUACGUUGCUGACAGCUACGAUUUACUCCUCAGUUCCAAUCUCGUAUCUUGCACCAAGAUUUUUGACAUUUCUUCAACCUUCUAUGACCCACAAUUAGUAGUUUGGUACAAUACUUUGGAUUUGUUGUGGUCGAAACCUAAUUGUAGCAUGUGUGAAACACAAGGCAAGAGAUGUAAACUGAAGAACAAUGGCACUCAAGGUGAAGUUGAGUGCUUCGGCCACCAUCAUAAUAACUUGCUCUUCGGUUCUACAGGUGUUGUGGCAGGUUUAAUUCUGCUGGCAGCAGUGGCUAUUGCAGUGUUUAAGAUCUAUCAACAUUUUAGAAUGAAAGGAGAAGAUCGAGCAAGAAUUGACAAGUUCUUGGAAGAUUACAGGGCACUCAAGCCUACCAGAUUCUCUUAUUCUGAUAUAAAGAGGAUCACAAAUGGUUUCAAGGACAAGCUGGGUGAAGGAGGUCAUGGAGCAGUCUUCAAGGGCAUGCUCUCCUCGGAAAUUGGCGUAGCUGUGAAGAUACUCAACAGCAACACAGAGGGUGAAGGGAAAGAUUUCACCAACGAGGUGGGAACCAUGGGCAAAAUUCACCAUGUCAAUGUGGUUCGCUUACUUGGCUUUUGUGCGCAAGGAUUUCAUUGUGCUCUAGUUUAUGAUUUCUUUCCAAAAGGUUCAUUGCAAAACUUCAUAUCCACGCCAGAUAACAAGGACGUCUUCCUUGGAUGGGAGAAGCUUCACCAAAUUGCCCUUGGUGUUGCUAGAGGCAUUGAGUAUCUUCACCAUGGUUGUGAGCAACAGAUCCUUCAUUUUGACAUCAAUCCCCACAAUAUCUUACUAGAUGACAACUUCACUCCCAAGAUUACUGAUUUUGGGCUUGCCAAGUUGUGUUCCAAAGAUCAGAGCAAAGUUUCAAUGACAGCAGCCAAGGGAACCAUGGGCUACAUUGCGCCUGAAAUUGUCUCAAGAAACUUUGGAAAUGUGUCUUACAAAGCAGACAUUUAUAGCUAUGGGAUAUUGUUGCUUGAAAUGGUAGGAGGAAGGAAAAACAUAGAGAUGGAAGUUGAGGGGUCUUUAAGGAUUUUAUACCCCGAAUGGGUGCACAAUUUGCUUGAUGGGGGAGAUUUUCAAGUACACAUUGAAGAUGAGAAAGACAAUAAACUUGCAAAGAAAAUUGCAAUUGUUGGACUACAAUGCAUUCAGUGGCAGCCAUCAGAUCGUCCUUCCAUCAAAACUGUCAUAAGUAUGUUAGAAGGAGAUGCAGACAAAUUAAGUGUACCUCGUAAUCUUUUCGACUUAACAAACUCUAUUAGCAGAGGACGACGAAUAACCCACCAGACAAGGCCUUUAAAUUUAGAGUUGGAGAGGAUUGAAGAAUUAGAUCAUUGUCAAACAAGUCCUUUCAAAAGAAAGCUUACCAUGUGGAUAUGGUGCGAGGUAGGAAUAAGCAUUGUUUUGGUGUUACACCAAAGUUUGGUUGCCGGACAAAGGCAGAGCUGCGUGCCAUCAUCGUGCGGCAAAAUUGCAAACAUAAGUCAUCCUUUCCGAUUGAAAGAUGACCCGGCGAAUUGCGGGGACAGCAAGUACGAACUAGAAUGCGUGAACGACGUGGCAAUGUUACGGUUAACAGAGGAAGCAGAUUACAAAGUGGAGGCCAUAAAUUACAACAACUACACAAUCAGGUUAGUAGAUCCCAACAUUCAAGAGGAUAAUUGCUCCUCCCUCCCCCGCUACUUCUUGUACAGAUUCAAUUUCAGCGCUGACCCCUACCGCGUCUACCCUGUUUCCAAUCAUUGGGAUGUCGAUAACGCAUACCAUGCCACUCAAAUGCAAGGCCCAGUUCUUGGAGAUUAUAUCCCGCUAUUUGAGCACAUAAUAUACGUGAACUGUAUCACAGCAGUGAGAGACGUGGACAAGAAUAACGCUUCUUCCUCCUGCUUGGAUCUGAAUACAUACGUAGUUGCUGGAGAGUUAGGAGCCACAGGAUCGAUAUGGAAGCCUGGAUGCCGCAUCAACAAAAUUGCUGCCACCUCUGGCUUGUUUCAAUUCCAAAAACAGCAUCCCUACAAUGGUUGGGAAUGGAAGGGUGAAAUGGAAAAGGAUGUCGAUGAUCCAAUAGCAUACAGUGAUGUUCAUAAGGCGCUGGCUUAUGGAUUUGAGGUCUCAUGGUUGCAUGCUAUUUGCCAUGAGCACCACUGUGGACCGGGAGCUUGCUACUUCAACCACACCGCUCAAAACGUUCUCUGUUAUUCUCUCUGUUCUUAUUCAAAGGGAGGAGCCCGCCGCUGUGGGUUUUGGAAGCAACUUCGAAGCUACACUCUAGAUUAUUUGCAUCCGUUUUUUUACGGAAUGUACACUCUAAUAAGGUUUAAAACUCCGAAAGAUAUAUGGGAAACAUCGUUUUUGGUUCAUCCCAAGACAGCGCUCAUGGGGUGGUACGGUCUAUUAUCAUAUAUGGUAACAAGGAUUCUGUUCGGGGUUGCAUUAUUAGUUGUGUUAUUGAUCUACAAAUGGCGAAGAAGAAAUUUAUCAACGUAUGUGAAUAUUGAGAAUUUUCUACAGGAUAAUCACCUCGCUCCCAUAAGGUACUCAUAUAGAGAAAUUAAAAGUAUGACACAAAAUUUCAAGGUCAAAUUGGGCCAAGGUGGUUUCGGCUCUGUGUACAAGGGCAAAUUACGCAGUGGUCCUCAUGUAGCAAUAAAGAUGUUGAAACAGUCCAAGACUAAUGGUCAGGAUUUUAUUAAUGAGGUUGCAACCAUUGGGAGAAUACAUCAUGUGAAUGUGGUUCGACUCAUUGGAUUUUGUGUUGAAGGAUCAAAGCGUGCACUUGUUUAUGAUUUCAUGUCUAAUGGUUCGCUUGAUAAAUAUAUUUUCUCUAAGGAAGAAAGCAUUCAUUUGAGUUCUGAGAAAAUAUAUGAGAUAUCUUUGGGAGUAGCUCGCGGGAUUUCAUAUCUUCAUCGGGGUUGUGCUAUGCAAAUUCUACACUUUGAUAUCAAGCCCCAUAAUAUCCUUCUUGAUGAAAACUUCAUCCCCAAGAUUUCGGAUUUUGGAUUAGCUAAAUUGUAUCCCAUAGAUCGUAGCAUUGUCACUUUAACUGACAAAAGAGGAACCAUUGGCUACAUUGCUCCGGAAUUGUUUUACAAUAACCUUGGUGGAGUCUCCUAUAAAGCUGAUGUUUAUAGCUUUGGAAUGUUGUUGAUGGAAGUGGCAGGUAGAAGGAAGAAUUUGAAUCCACAUGCUGAAAAUUCAAGCCAAGUAUUCUUUCCAACUUGGGUCUAUGAACAAGUUAGCAAAGGAAAAGAAGUUGAAUUGGACUGUAAUGGAACAGAAGUUGAAAAGAGUAUGGCAAAGAAGCUGAUCAUAACUGCAUUGUGGUGUAUACAACUCAAACCUUCCGAUCGACCUUCAAUGAACCAUGUAGUAGAGAUGCUUGAAGGAGAACUUUACAAUCUAACAAUGCCUCCGAAGCCUUUGUUAUAUCCAACUGAAAACUUGAAUUCUGAACAAACCAGAGCAGGUCACUCAACAAAUGCUGCAGGUGAUUUUGGUGAAACUAUCACUAGUAAUGCUACACUAGAGAAUAGCUUAUCUGGUAGAAAUUGACUAUAGUGUCAAGUAGUUUGAUUUCUCAUUCUUGUAAAAUAAUCUUUCGAAACCAGUUUAUGUUAUCAUGUUAUGCAAAGAUAAUUUUUAAAGAAAUACACAUCUGUGCUGCACAAGCAUGGCAUAUA
Messenger RNA from Arachis ipaensis, 4422 nucleotides. Its product is annotated as LEAF RUST 10 DISEASE-RESISTANCE LOCUS RECEPTOR-LIKE PROTEIN KINASE-like 2.1. Lineage: Eukaryota; Viridiplantae; Streptophyta; Magnoliopsida; Fabales; Fabaceae. The record is from RefSeq and is a predicted model, not a curated record. Gene Ontology annotation, biological process: protein phosphorylation. Gene Ontology annotation, molecular function: protein kinase activity; polysaccharide binding; ATP binding.